CAGUGACUUCAGUUUUUCGGCAAAAUCAGCACUCCAGUGUAUUAUAUAGCUCAGUGCUCGAUACGAACUUUGUGGAAAUACCCCUCAUUACUUGACACGCCCUUCAAAGCCUCGGCUCAUCUCAUAACAUCUUUAGUGUUUUAGACGAUUUACUGAACAUUGUUCGAUCGUGACCACGUCGCUUCAACGCGUUUCUUUAAACCCGCUAAGCUUAUAUCCAGCGGAAGUUUGCUUCUUCUUAGGAACAAAAACAAAGUGAACAAGCUUAUGUGGGACAGACUGAAUCCUCCGUGGACACCUCCUCUAACCUUGUUGUCCAGCUGGAGACCGAGAGACUGGGGACAGUUGCAGAGAGGACACAGAGCUGCUGACCAAGAUGCUGAUUUGUUUCUGAUUCCGGUUUCAAAGAAGCUACGAGAACACGUGAAGGCUGCAAACUAGGAUUGUGAGAAGGAGAUUCCCAAUUGGAGCAAGAAUGUCUGAAAUAAUGAAGGUCGGAGCAGACAAACUCAGUCUGGUGUCCUCCAUACCUGCAGCAUCCUCCUCAGAACUGGAGCAGAAACAAGACAACAACGAUCUCAGUAAACAGCAGCCGUUGGUGGUUAAAGAAGAGGUUCCUGAUCUUUGGAGCUCCAGUUUGGACCAGCAGAACCCAGAACUCCUCCAGAUGAAGAAGAAAGAGGAGAAACUGAGGAUCCUCCAGGAAGGAGAGCAAUCUGCUGUGAAGAUUGAGCAUGAAGAGAAUCUGCAGUUAACUGAAGACAACAUUGACUCAGCUAUACCUGUGAAAACAGAACAUGGUCAAAAGGCCUGUGGAGAACCAAAACCAGACUGUAACCCAGAUCCAAAUACUCAAAAACAGCCAAAUACUGAUAGAAAUUCCUCAGACUCUUCUGAGACUGAAGUCAGCUUGGAUGAUGAUGAUGAUGAUGAUGAUGAUGAUGAUUACAAGUUUUUAGAUUCUUCAUCUGAAACUGAAGCGAGUGAUGAAACCAGGACAGUUCAGUCGGGGGUAAACAGCAGUGUGGGAGAUAAAACUGUCCAGAAACCCUUCAGCUGCCCAGAGUGUUUUAAACAGUUUACAUACCGAUGGUCAUUCCUGAAACAUCUGAAAUGUCAUUCAGGAGAAAAGACAGAUCAGAAGCAACCAGGAGACAAAGCUAAAGAGAAUACUUUUAUUUGUAAAGACUGUGGUAAAACUUUUAAGAAUCAUUAUCAUCUUACAUCACAUAUAACUAUCCACACUGGAGAAAAACCAUUUGCCUGUGCUGAUUGUGGCAAAGAAUUCAGGCUAGCACACGGUCUAAACCUUCACAUGAGAAUCCACACUGGAGAAAAACCAUUUAUUUGUGGUGAAUGUGGUAAAACAUUUCGCUACAAGCACGGUCUUGAAUUACACAUGGUUCACCACACAGGAGAGAAACCAUUUCAGUGUCAGGAAUGUGGUAAAAAAUUUGCCCUCAAAGGAACUCUGAAGACCCACAUGACAAUUCAUAAAGGAGUGAAACCUUUUGCCUGCAGUACUUGUGAUAGAUGUUUCAGACUUCGUGGUGAUCUUGACGCACAUAUGUUAACUCACACGGGCAUGAAACCGAUUGCCUGCAGUUAUUGUGGAGCCACUUUUACUCGGCAGUCAACUCUGACAAGACACAUUAGACGUCACACAGGUGAAACACCUUUUUUCUGUGAUAAGUGUGAUAGAAUGUUUCGUCGAAAAUCAGGUCUAAAGUAUCACAUGUCAACUCAUUUAAGAGAACACAAGAUAUCCAGUGGAAAAGGAAAAUGGGUGUGUAACGAAUGUGGAAAAAAACAUAUGCAAAAGGCACAUCUUACAGCACACAUGUGCACCCACUCAGGAGUAAAACCUUUUAGCUGCAGUUUUUGUAGUGUACGUUUUGUACGCAAGGAUAAUCUCAAGAUACACACAAGGAGAUUUCACAGUCAAUAGAAACUGCUCAUUUCAGGGUUUAAGUGUUUGAGAUUCAUCACAACAGUUUUUGUUUAUAAGACACCUCUGGACAGUUAUUUGUUUUACUGUGUUGUCAUGUUUCUUUAAUUCAAACAUAUUUACAGCAUGAGGGGUUUGUAUGAACUUUUAUUGUUGAGUUAAUUUAUUGCUUCUGAAAAUGUUUCUGCUAAUCCACUUUAGUUAAAACCUCCACAUGGUUGGCAUGUGGAGUUUUUACGAGAUAAGGGUGCUGUUCAUCUGGAUAAUCAUCGGAUCUCAUUUUUCCCAGAUUACACCAUUGAGGUACAACGCAAGAUGAUUGCUUUCAACAAGAAUAUUGCUUUCAAAUAUUUAAUAUUCCAGUCGCUACCCUGUUAAACUGAGGAUCCGACACGAAACAGGAUUUAAGUCAGGCAUCACCAACCUUUUAGAAACUGAGAGCUUCAUUGGUACUGUGUCAUACGAAGGUCUACCUGUACUGACCUUUGAAC
Messenger RNA from Fundulus heteroclitus (mummichog), 2439 nucleotides. RefSeq names its product zinc finger protein OZF-like. NCBI's taxonomy places the organism in Eukaryota, Metazoa, Chordata, Actinopteri, Cyprinodontiformes, Fundulidae. The transcript is spliced from 3 exons. Bases 476 to 1948 code for a protein of 490 amino acids. Gene Ontology annotation, biological process: regulation of DNA-templated transcription. The record is from RefSeq and is a predicted model, not a curated record. Gene Ontology annotation, molecular function: DNA-binding transcription factor activity, RNA polymerase II-specific; RNA polymerase II cis-regulatory region sequence-specific DNA binding.